Molecule: messenger RNA, 588 nt
Organism: Pteropus alecto (black flying fox)
Lineage: Eukaryota; Metazoa; Chordata; Mammalia; Chiroptera; Pteropodidae
Gene: TSTD1
Product: thiosulfate sulfurtransferase like domain containing 1
Exons: 2
Cellular component (GO): cytoplasm
Molecular function (GO): thiosulfate-thiol sulfurtransferase activity
Source: RefSeq, a predicted model, not a curated record
UCCAGGCACACUUGCCCCUCCGCAGCGCCCACCGUGUCGCUUCCGGAACUCCGCUCGCUCCUGGCCGCCGGCCGGGCACGGCUCAUCGACGUGAGAUCUCGGGAGGAGGCGGCCGAGGGCACCAUCGCCGGGGCGCUCAACAUCCCGAUGUCUGAGCGGGAGAGCGCCCCGCAGAUGGAGCCCGCAGCUUUCCGGGCAGCGUACGCCGCCGAGAAGCGGAAGCUGGAGGAUGAGAAUCUCAUUUUCUUCUGUCAGAUGAGCAAGCGGGGCUCGCAGGCCACGCAGCUAGCCCGGAGCCUCGGAUACCGAGGGUAUAGGGCAGGCGCGCCGCCGGCUGGGGAGCAGCUGGGGACCGCGCGGCCUGCCAAGCCCUGCCCAGCCCUGCCCUCAUGCCUGUCCUGCGGGGCACGCAACUACGCGGGGGCCUAUAAAGAAUGGUUCCAGAAAUGGGGCUUCCAUCCCCCAGAGCCAACUUAACUAAGGGUGAUGAGUGGGCAGACAUGUUGGGCUGCACAACGCCUCAUAGUGCUGUGCACGCAAACGCUUCAAAUAAAGAGCACUGGAGACAUUUGUCAGAUGCGUUGAAAA